AUGAAUCCGUCAACUGGAGUUCUGAGCACGACUCCGACAACAAUUAACAGCGAUCAAGAAUUCUAUCUGGGUGCAAACAUCCUCAUUCCAUAUGGUAUCGUCAUGACCCUAAUCUUGGUAUUCGGUUCGGUUGGCAAUGUUCUGACAAUCCUGGUCUUACGCUGCCCUGAACACAAAAAGAAAAACAUUACUCCUCUCAUGAUAAACUUAGCGAUUGCUGACAUCAUUAUAAUUGUCUUUGGCUAUCCUGUGGUCGUCGCAAGUAACUAUACGUCCUCUGGCCUUAACGUUCGUGAAAGUCGGAUAAGCUGCAUAUGGUCGGUACAGAAUCUACAGGUGGGCUUGCUGAUGCUGCUUUCUGCUGCCAAUUGAAAAGAACUCGAGAGUUUAAAUGACAAUUUUCCUAGUCGAAUAGAUCUCAUUUACAAUAUUCUGUAGAUUGCAAAAUCGAUUAGGACUCCGAUGACUAUGGUAUUACGAGAGAAAGCAGUUUUAUUUGAUUUAGGAUACUUGGAGGAGGAACGGGUUAUAAUCUAUCUAACGCCAUCCGAUAUUUUAAUCAAUAUUUGUAUUAAUGUGGCCCUAAAAUCGGAAGAAAAAGUUUUGGCCUCUUUUGAGGCCAGCGAUGGAUAUUUUAACAAGAAAAUUAACUUUCGAACUAGCUCUUGUUUUCGCCAGGUUAUGUUUUUUUGCAUUCCACCCCUUCUCGAACAUGGCUUUCACUCAGUAAGGUUGAUGAAUGAACAGCAAAGCCUUCACGAUUCUCAAUACAAGUUGUUUGUCGGAGCUUUCUCGAAUUGUGACGGCGAAAACACAAAAAAAUCCGUAUCGCUGCCAGACAACGAGGUUCAAACUUUCCUAGAAGGGGAAGAAAACCAAUAUACUAAAAGAAAACCGAAAGUUGCGUAUUCAGUGGCUUUGGUGUUAGCAUUUCUCUUGGCUAAGAAUGAAAAUCGACAACUGGAAGAUUUGCCACUGGCCGAUUUUGGCCGUUUACCUCACUCACUCGUGAGCUAUCGAGUUACACGCUCGAAGAGAAAUUUCAUAUCUGCGCGCGCCCAUGUAUUAUUCUCUAUAGCUUUGCUACAGUUGCCACAAUGAGAAAAAUGCUGAGAGUCACACUGAGGCCUCUUCUUAGGACCCCACUGGAAAACACCUCAGCGAGUGGGGUUCCUUCGUUAUAUGUUAUUAUUGUUAUUAUUAUUAUUCUUCUAUUUAUUACUAUUAUUACGUUUAUGAUCAUUAUUUGAAUUAUCAGUGUUAAUGGGAUACUAUUCAUAAUCACAGACUUACAACUUUCUCUUCCAUCCUAGCUUCAUUCGCAUUCAACAACCCACCUCAGGAAAUGCUUCAGUAGAAGCCAGUCGAAGAAAGUCUCAGAUCAAAAUGGUGCGCAUGAUUGCGAUGUCAAUUGCCGCCUUCGUGUUAAGCUGGUCGCCAUAUUGCCUGGUCAGCAUCAUCGCCACCAUCCGGGGUACGAAUACGUUAACACCUUCAGAGGCAGAAGUCCCGGAUAUACUCGCCAAAGCCUCUGUAAUCUACAACCCCAUAGAGUACACGGUGAUGAAUGACAGAUUUCGAGCAACUCUCUUGAGCAUCAUCCCCUGCAACAGCUUUUUCUCAGGGGAGGUCAAUCCAGCGUCAGAUUCCGUUUCCAAGUCAGCC
This is a messenger RNA of Pocillopora meandrina, 1665 nucleotides long. Lineage: Eukaryota; Metazoa; Cnidaria; Anthozoa; Scleractinia; Pocilloporidae. The record is from the annotation of a GenBank genome assembly.